Molecule: messenger RNA, 721 nt
Organism: Austrofundulus limnaeus
Lineage: Eukaryota; Metazoa; Chordata; Actinopteri; Cyprinodontiformes; Rivulidae
Source: RefSeq, a predicted model, not a curated record
AUAUUUGGAACAAUGCUCUUUAAAGUCCAGUAUGAAGGAAAGAAACGCUACAUCAAACUCAAUGGAGCCUCAUAUUCCACAUUUUUGAGACAAGAGUCUUCUUGGGACAGUGACAUGGCAGCCCUGUUACUGUUGGUGUACCUCCUGCCUCCACCAACCAUUGGGAAGAAGAGGGGUGUGAAGAUCACUGUUCGAGAAGCUCUGAGCCAUGUUGUCCGGUUUCACAAAUCAUGCCGCAACCUUCAAGAGACCACAACCUCAGUCCAGGGAAGGCAACCCUACAUUUUAGCGGUUGGAACAUCACGUCGCACCAUCAAUGACUACUACAUUGUCGUGGAUAGUCAACUCAUUCCUUGUAAGGCUAAGUCUUCAAUUUCAGCCUUUGACGAACUUUUCAAAGCACAUUAUGUGUUUGGCAUUUCUUACGAUCAGGCCCUGCACAAUAUGUACACAUUUGUACAGACCACCAUUUACAAUAUUGAUGUGGGUCUGUGUCAUGAAAGCCCAAGGGUGAAAGAUCUCAGAGCAAAGCUCCUCAACUGAUUGAACUAAGAUGCUCCGAUGUUUUGUUUGCAAGUGCACUUUUUGCUCUGUCAGAGAUUUGGUUCGACAUCUUAAGUUCUCUCAUGGCUUUUACCCUGGUUUGAAGUUUAAACUGUUAUGUGACCAAGAUGGAUGUUGCCAGAGAUUUUGCACAUUUUCAGGCUUUCGAAAACAUAUU